AGUUGAUGUUAUAUCGCGCUUGAUACCUUACUGGGCUAAAAAAACUAGUUUUCUGGGUAAGUUUUGUUGAACUAACUAAUGCACACAUUUAAGAGUAAAGAGUAAUAUAGCAUAUCUUGAAAAAAUAAAUAAAAUAUCACAGCGAUUAUAAUUCACUAUUGGGUCGUAAGAGUUUAAGAUCCGUGUUUGAGACUUUGAGUUGGGCAUAAAAUGAGCGCUAGUGAAUUUAUAUAUAUAUAUAUAUAUAAUUCCCCAACAAAGGUCAAACAAGACGGGUCAUUAUAUUAUAUCGUUAUAUAUGAUUUAUAUAUAUAUAUAUAUAUAUAUAUUUAGUAACGCAAUUGCGUUUGGUGUGUAAUAUUUUCUUUUCGAAAAUGAAAUCGCCUCAAUUAAAGUAUUGUGUAACAAAUAUUCGGUUUAAAAGUGCUUGGGACAUGAGAAUAUUAAUAUAGUUCAUGGGCGUGAAAUAAAAAGUGUGCAGUGACGUAUCAUGGGGGAAGGGGUGUAGCAAAUAUUAGGAUUAUUAAAUUGCAUUAAUUGAGUUCAUGUUUUGUCAGGUAACUUUACUAGAUGGGAAGUUCACGCAUUGUCGCCAAUGUUUGGCGGGCUAUAUUUAGUUCAUUUUAUUUCCACAAAUAACACUGCAGACUAAUAAAUUGUCUGGCGCUCUCUGUGCGAAUUUUCAUGUUUGCAAACUACGAAACUAAGGUCCAAAAAAAUAAGGAUAUGUUCACCAAGAAUUAUUCACUGACCUACUUAAUAUACUGGACUUAACGGGUAAAUUUGUUUUCUAACUGAAUUAUUUUAUUUCGUGAGGUCCCUGCACAUUGACCUAUGCAUUCCAUCCACGACUGUCCCGAUGAAUAACUGAUCUGAUUAAAAGAUUUUUUAUAAAGUAUGCUACAAUUAUUUGUUUUCUUCCUAUGUUUUGUGUGCUUCCCCCCUGACCCCCCCCCCCCCCGCACACACACACAUUUAGUAAUUGUGAUUUACUGAAAGAAAUUAAAGAAGCUGUGGGCAAUGAUUGUGGCGAAUAACAGGACCGAGUAAGGCGGUAUUGAAUCACGAACUUUAACAAGUAAUGACAGUUACGAUUUUAAACAAAUAUUAAUAUCAUAAGGCAAAAUUACAAACAAAUUCUUGUUGUACUUGCUGUUUGCCGGAACAAAUAUGUUUUUUUUUAAAAUUAUUUUUUUUGAACUACGGACAAUUAAAAAUUAAAAUUAAAACAUCUGAGAUUAUUUUAAUUUUAACAAUUCCCAUCUGAGAUUAUGCUAUAGCAAAAGAAACUACGUCAGAUAAGGUUAAAGUUUGGAGAAACUAUCUGAGAUCAUUGUAGAGCUAAAUUAAACUAUCUGUGAUAGUGUUAUAGCUAAAAUGAAACAUAUGUGAUAGUUUUAGGGCUUAAAUAAAUUAUCUGGGGUGGUGUAGUUAGAUUUGGUGUCCUGGUAUUUUCAAAACAAACAAUCUGAGAUCAGAUGGCUAACAAAGAAAAGUAGCCAACUAAAGUCAUGGGAAAGGUCGAUGUGCGGGCCAUCACAUUAAGCAAACGAAACUUCUUGAGAUUUGAAACGUGUCCUUGGGUAAGACUAUAUGUUUCAUUUAUAUAACCGAUUUGCUUACACGUGAAGAUAAAAUUUAUUGGGGAUGCCUGGUCAUUACUAUUUGUUGCAAGGUCAAAUAAAUAGCUUUAUAGUUUUAGCGUAAAAGAGAAGUUCAGCGACAUUAUAAUUUUUGUUCAAUAUGUUCUUUAAUAGGAUACCAUCACAGUCCAAUGGAUCUCCUUCUGAUUGGUAAAACUGGCAACGGGAAAAGUGCGACUGGCAACUCAAUUUUAGGUCGGAAUGUUUUCAAAAGUGAAAGCUGUACCACAUCUGUAACAAAAGAAGUGAGUUAUGAACACGCUGAGUACAAAGGUCGAGUUAUUAAAGUAGUGGACGGCCCAGGUGUAGGGGAUACCAGUGGUAUUAAAGACCUUUCGAAAGCCACGAUACUCGUCAUGGACGCCAUGCAAGAUGCAAUACUCCUGAACCCAAAAGGUUACCACGCAUUCCUGCUAGUGGUCCGAUACGGUGGCAGAUUUACUGUUGAGGAUAAAGAGGUGAUUAGAAUAUUAAAAGGUAUUUUUGGACAGGCGUUUGUAAAAAACUUUUGUAUAUUGAUUGUAACGUGCGGGGAAAAUUUCGAUACAGAAGAAAGACAACAGAAGGGGAAAACGUUUAAAUCCUGGUGCAGAGAACAACUAGGAACUUUUCAAGAACUACUACAAGAAUGUGACAACAGGGCCAUCUUGUUCGAUAACAAAACUAAACAUGAAUUUGUCAGAAAAAAGCAGAUGAAUAAAUUAAUGAAAACAGUAGAUCGACUUAAGAGUAGUGGACAACGCUACAGUGAUGAAAACUUUCAGAAGGUCCACGCGGCAAGGGAAAGUCUACUUCUCGAGAUUGAAGAACCAAUUAUUCGAGAGGAAACAUCAAGCCAGCUGAGCAUUAUCCUACAAAAUAUUGAAAAAUUGUCAAACGAGAAUUCCUUUAGUAAGCUUCAAAGCCUUUAUGAGCUGUUCAAAAGCACUCAAGAUUUAUAUGAGCGAAUUUUUGAAACUGAUAAGGGAACUGGAAUUCUCAAUGCAAGUCUGUCGGCCGUGAAGGAUUUAGAAAAAACAUUGGUUCAUAAAAUCAGCGCAUCGACCAGGGAAAUGAUAGAAAUGGGGGAGGGACGAGAUAUCGAAGACGGUAACGGCGCACUUCAGCCUAACGAACAACUUAGUCCAGAAGUCGAAAUGCGUAAAAAAAUUCCAAUAGUAGGAGUUGAAUCAUAGCAGCAGCAGGUUCCUACUCAACAAACUAAGGAAGGGGAAGAGUUGGGCCCAGGAGGUGAAGAAAGGAGACUUAAUGUUAAAGUAAGUAACAGCGUCGAUGAGAAGUUGAAAGAACGGAAGGAAAUGUUUGAAAAAUUGGGACAAAUGCCAGCGUCUGCAAAUCAAAGAGUUCGACGAAGACAAUCAGAAAUGGUGAGAAUGGUGGAGAGGAAAAAAACAAAAGAGGCCCUGUUUUUAGAGUCACUCGGGAAGGAACAAACUGAGAAGGAAAGAGAACGGUUGAGCAUAAAAAUGGAGAGAGAAAGAGAAAUUCAGGAGGCAGCUUUGGCGGCUCUGACUUGCGGUGAAGAUGACGUACGCAAUGCCUCGUUAAUUGAUUUGAAUAAGAGAUUACAAAACACAUACGGAGUCACGCUAUCAGACUCCACGGAGGAAAGCGUCUCAGAUGAAGCUCGAAUACAAAACGCCUGGAAGGCAUAUGGGGAAAUGAAACAGAAAUAUGAUAAUCUGAUGAGAGAGCAAUUGUCUUCAAAAGUGCGUAAGGACAAAAAUUGUCCCAUUUUAUAGAAAAGGGAAAGAUGAUAUAUGGGGUUAUUCAUAGAUCAGGGCACGAUAUUUAGCCGACUUUUUAUUCUCCCCCCUCCCCCCCACUCGGCCAACUAAAUCUUCAUACUGAGUCACACAAAAGUUAUACACCCAUAACUUGCGGUGAAGAUGAUGUACGCAAUGCCUCGUUAAUUUGGGUUGGAGGU
Messenger RNA from Lymnaea stagnalis (great pond snail), 3570 nucleotides. The record is from the annotation of a GenBank genome assembly. Lineage: Eukaryota; Metazoa; Mollusca; Gastropoda; Lymnaeidae.